AUGGCCAACACUGUUGCCAAGACCACUGCUAAGGUUGAUACCACUACAGCAGGGCCACUACAGGGGUCGUACAGCGCGGCAGCACGCCACCACAAAAAGUACCACCAGUGCGAUUGCUAUGGUCACCCGAUGGGUCUUCCCAACUACAAGGUACUCGCGCAGCCGCGCACCAACAACUACUACUCUGCGACGGGCGGUUGUCCCUGCAUCCCCCGCGCAGCCGCGCACCCCGGCAGUUGGCGCCUCAAGGAAGCACAACUGCGAUCGUCAAAGCACUCACAUGGCGUGGGCUGCAUGAAAACGCGCCCAGGAGCGACGUGUUGCGUGCACGCCGGCGAGACGUACGGCUGGAGGCCCGGCCCACACACUGUCCUCGCGAAGAACACUGCCGCCUCGGGACUCUGCGAUACAUUUGGCAAUAUGGCAUUUAAGAGACCUACUGGCCUGCGAGACAAGGAAAGUGAUGUGAGCAGUGUGUGCCAGCAGAAGCUAGAGGAUUUGGAGGCCCUUAUCCUCGAGGAGCACGAGGCGCGUCGCAAUGUGGAGAUGGACGUGGAUGAACUUAAGAAUAUUCAGCUGCAGGGCACUCAAGACGCAUACAAACAGGACUACGGGAAUGAAAAGAAGCGCCAACUGGCGGCGGCGGCUUCGGAGGCGCAACUCAACGAUCUUUUGCGUGAGGUCCGCGCCAUAGUGAAGCGGCCUCUUAAUCAGACAAAUAUGGACAUCCUACGCAGCGUGGUGGAUCGCCAGGAGCGAUUGAUGCAUCUGCGGAAGCUGAAGGCAAAUGAAGAUUUCCCAAAAAUUAUAGACCCGUGA
Molecule: messenger RNA, 819 nt
Organism: Trypanosoma grayi
Lineage: Eukaryota; Euglenozoa; Kinetoplastea; Trypanosomatida; Trypanosomatidae
Exons: 1
Coding region: 1-819 (272 amino acids)
Source: RefSeq, a predicted model, not a curated record